Messenger RNA from Carassius gibelio (silver crucian carp), 2855 nucleotides. It is a transcript of the gene gpr137ba, whose product is annotated as G protein-coupled receptor 137Ba. Gene Ontology annotation, cellular component: lysosomal membrane. The transcript has 7 exons. The record is from RefSeq and is a predicted model, not a curated record. The coding region runs from base 1 to 1203 and encodes 400 amino acids. Gene Ontology annotation, biological process: negative regulation of osteoclast differentiation; positive regulation of TORC1 signaling; negative regulation of bone resorption. Lineage: Eukaryota; Metazoa; Chordata; Actinopteri; Cypriniformes; Cyprinidae.
AUGAGGGAGGAGCAACAGAAGCCGCUGGAGGAGGAAAGGGCUUUUCUAGACUUCCUUCUCCAGGCAGCAGGAGGAAACAGAGUCAUGGAGAGCGACCGUCUCCCUCCUCCGCCGACGCUCAGCCCGGCCGUGCCUCCCUUCGUCAAGCUGGGGCUGACGGUGGCCUACACCAUCUUCUACUCGCUGCUGUUUGUGUUCGUGUACGUGCAGCUCUGGCUGGUGCUGAGAUACAGACACAAGCGCUUCAGCUACCAGACGGUGUUUCUGUUCUUGUGUCUGCUGUGGGCGGCUCUGCGAGCGCUGCUCUUCUCCUUUUAUUUCAGAAACUGUGUGACCGCAAACACACUCGGACCCUUGUCUUUCUGGCUGCUCUACUGUUUCCCCGUCUGCCUGCAGUUCUUCACCCUCAGCCUCAUGAAUCUGUACUUCGCACAGGUCAUAUUCAAGGCGAAGUCUAAACAUUCACCAGAACUUCAGAAGUACAGGCUGCCGCUGUACCUGCUCUUCCUGUGCGUCAGCUUCCUCUUCCUGCUGGUGAACCUGACCUGUGCUCUGCUGGUGAAGAUGCAGACCAAGGCCGACACAGAGACUGUAGUCCUGGUGCGUGUGGCCAUCAACGACACGCUGUUCGUCCUCUGCGCCGUCUCACUCGCACUGUGUCUCUAUAAGAUCGCCAAGAUGUCUCUGGCCAACAUCUACCUGGAGUCCAAGGGAACAUCUGUGUGUCAGGUGACUCUGAUCGGGGCGAUGGUGAUCCUGCUGUACUCGUCCCGUGCGUGUUAUAACCUCGUGGUGCUGGCUCUGGCCAAAAUCAAGAGCAUCAACUCAUUCGACUACGACUGGUACAACGUAUCAGACCAAGCAGAUCUGAAGUCGACGUUGGGCGAUGCUGGAUAUGUGGUUUUUGGGGUGAUCCUGUUUGUUUGGGAGCUGCUGCCCACUUCACUGGUGGUCUUCAUUUUCAGAGUCCGUAAGCCGGCUCAGGACCGAAGCGUGUCAGUGAUCCCCGGCCACAUGUUCUCAUCUAGAGCUUAUUUCUUUGACAACCCGCGGCGUUACGACAGCGAUGAUGAUCUCGCGUGGAGUAUCAUCCCACAAAACAUUCAAGCCAGUCUUACGUCGGAGAGUUAUGAUUGGGGUUUUCACGCAUACGUCGAAGGUGAAGAGUCUCAUCUGGUGCCAGAGGAGCUGAAUCCCUACUAGAACAUUCCCAAUGAGGAGUGGUAUCAUUUUGCACAUUCUCCAUCAUUGAUGGGAAAUAUAAUAUACCACAGAUGUCUUUACCGCUAUUUAUUACGGUAUUUCAAUAUAAUACGACAGUAUGGCUCUGGAAGCAAAACCACCAAUCAUUUUCUCCAACAAGAAAUAGAUUUGUACCAAUAAUGUGUGAAAGAUUCGCUUCCAUAGAAGUAAAUGUGAUUUCAAAUUCACUUCCCAGAGAUCCAUCAUAGAAAUCACUGUUACAAUGGAAAUCCCAUGAUUCAUCGCAAAUUAAUUAAUCGAGUUUGCCUUGAAUUCUACAUAGUAAUACUUAUAGAUUUAAAUAUUUGCAUUUAUUAAACUAUUAGACAGGUCAGUUGUUUUAUAUAUGACCCUGGAGCACAAAAGCAGUCGUGAGUCUCUGGGGUAUAUUUGUAGCAAUAGCCAAAAAUACAUUGUAUGAAGCAAAAUUAUAGACUUUUCUUUUAUGUCAAGAAUCAUUAGGAUAUUAAGUAAAGAUCAUGUUCCAUGAAGAUAUUUAGUAAAUGGCAUACUGUAAAUAUAUAAAAACUUAAUCUUUGAAAGUAAUAUGCAUUACUAAAAACUUAAUUUAGACAACUUAAAAGAUGAUUUUCUCAAUAUAUGUUUAUUUUAUUUUUUUAUUGUUUUGCUCCCUCAGAUUCCAGAUUUUUAUAGUUGUAUAAAAUAGUUGCAUCUCAGCCAAAUAUUGUCCUCCAAACAAACCAUACAUCAAUAAAAAUAUGAUUUAUUCAGCUUUGAGAAAUUGACCCUCAUGACUGGUUUCGUGCUCCAGGGUCACAUGUUACACAUGUUUCACAAUGCAUCAUGGGAACAGUAGUUCAUUGCCUCAUUAAAUAAAUUGAGUAUGUUUUUGUGUACAAAAACAAGUAUAUUCUGGGAAGAGAAGCACAUUGCCUCAUUAGGGCAAUAAAUAUAAUUUCAUCUUCAAACACAAAUUGAAAUAAAUUCCUAUGGAGAAAAUGAAUGGGGAAAAUAUUUCCAGAAUCAGUUCCGCCGAAAAUGUGGCUGUUCGUUCGUUGUUCAUUUCUUAAAACUUGUAGGUCAGUAGUUCUCCUUUUAGAUGUACAAAACUUUUCUGAAUUAUUUUGUAAAAGCUAUAUUUCUGAGUUUGCACUGUCAAUUAUAUACAGAAGAAUAUAUAUUAAUUAAUAUAUUAAGUAUACUAGAAAAGUAUGUUAACUUUCCUCUGUGUGAAACAUAGUUUUUGUUGCAGUUUUUGUAUUGCUGCUCCAUAAACAAAAUCAUUAUCUUCAUUUCAGUUCUGUUCAGAUUCGGACACAUACUUGUUUAACAAAACCAGAUGAAGGAAAUAAUUCAUUUCAUAUUUACUUGGCCUGAACUGUGAAACUGUUUUUGACACUCUCCCAUUAAAAAUGUUUAUUUUUUGAGACUUUUUUUUAAAAUAGACAACUGCAAUAUAAUGCAUUAACAGAAUGAUCACUAUAGACCAAAAAAAAUAAAAGUAUAUAUUUUCAAAUGUUGAGAAGUGAAUGAAGGGGUUUGGUUUGUUGUCCAUUGUUUUUUAUAAAUGCCUUUUUAGUGUUUGACUGUACAGUUUGUAGCUUUUGCACUUUGUCUGACUUUGUUUUCUAAUAAAAAUUCUCUGUAUUAAA